Exophiala spinifera is the source of this 1554-nucleotide messenger RNA. RefSeq lists its product as uncharacterized. The coding region runs from base 1 to 1554 and encodes 517 amino acids. Lineage: Eukaryota; Fungi; Ascomycota; Eurotiomycetes; Chaetothyriales; Herpotrichiellaceae. The transcript has a single exon. Gene Ontology annotation, cellular component: Golgi apparatus; endoplasmic reticulum. The record is from RefSeq and is a predicted model, not a curated record. Gene Ontology annotation, biological process: protein targeting to membrane; peptidyl-L-cysteine S-palmitoylation. Gene Ontology annotation, molecular function: protein-cysteine S-palmitoyltransferase activity.
AUGAAGAUCAAUGGGAUGCGACCUGGCGAGAAGAACAAGCGAGGCAACAUCAUCACCGCUCGGAUCGUACCCAUUCUUCUCCUCGCCAUCAUCGGAUACUCUUCCUACGUCGUCACCAAGAAGAUAUGCAUCGACUACCUCCUGCAAUCCCGAGCUCGGUCGUCGCUAUCAUUCCCCCAUAAACAAUCCGGGGCCGCGAUCGCCAUCCUUACAAUCUACUAUCUCCUCCUGCUCAUCACACUGACAUGUUUCGGCCGGCUGAUCCAGACAAUCACUUUCAACCCUGGCCUUGUUCCCCGUGGAGCGCAUUACUUUGUCGAGAAAGACCGGAGGCUUCGGGAAAGCCAAGACAGCUAUAAAGAGGAAGCGAUCGACUCGGUCAGCAAGCAAGGCUACACGCCUCGGAAGCUGAGGUACAAACUUGACUCUGGCUAUCCGGCGCAGAAUUUCUGGCAAAAGGACGUGUUUGUCUGUGGGUGGGAUGGCCGUCCGCCGUUCUGCUCGACAUGCUACAAUUACAAACCCGAUCGCGCCCACCACUGCAGCGAGCUCGGGCGUUGUGUUCUCAAGAUGGACCAUUUCUGCCCGUGGGUCGGCGGCAUUGUUUCGGAAACGAGUUUCAAGUUCUUCAUACAAUUCACCUUCUGGGCGGCCCUGUUCUGCCUGCACACGUUGGUCUCGGUGAGCUAUUUCUUUGCUCAGCGACGGUCUCGUCAACCGGGAGGUUUCUUCAACGUCCACUGGAUUUUGGUGUUGAUUUUCGCCGCUUUGUUCUUCGUCUUUAGCGCCGGCAUGUGCGGAAGCAGUCUUCAGUUUGCGUUUUUAAACAGCAGUACGAUUGAGAAUUUUACCCGCAAGACCAAAGUGUGGUACCUGGCUGUAUAUGUCCCACGACAUGUCAUGGAACGGUAUCACGCUUCAGGACGCACCGAUCUGCGCUUGAUCUCAUACCCUCGUCCAGCGAGUGAACAGUUCGAGAUCCUCGAACAGAGCGGCGCAACGUUUACUGCGAGCGAGGAGCGUCAGAGGGCGCGCGACGACACGCUGCUGCCCAAUGUGCCACAGGCGAGCUAUGAUCCACAGAGAUCAUCGGAUACAUCCAGGCCAAAUACGAACUCUACGGCGGAGGACCACCGGCGGGGAGGCGACAGCUCAGUGUCAUCGAGUCCGACGGCCGUUCCUGAGACAAGGACGUUUGCGAUCCUGGAGACGCUACCGGGGCAGAAUCCGUUCGACAUCGGACCAUAUGGCAACUUUAAGGAAGUCAUGGGAUACGGUGUGUUUGAAUGGUUGUUUCCAGUGCGUCUUUCGCCGCUGGUCGACCACAGCGACCCGGCUGGAAUGUAUAAAAUGGGAAAGGUCGUGAACAGCCUCAAGAACCAAGCACGGAUACGCGAUUCUACACAACCACAACCUUCACGUGAAGGCGACGACGUAGUUUCUCCCACAUUCGGUGGCGACAUGGAGAAAGCCGAGAGCAAACGACAUCCUGGGAGGGACCAUCAUAACAGAAAGAAGAAGAGGAGGAGGAGGCGAUCUUCAAUGGCCGGCUAG